This is a messenger RNA of Rhopalosiphum padi (bird cherry-oat aphid), 2228 nucleotides long. RefSeq lists its product as uncharacterized. The transcript has 3 exons. Lineage: Eukaryota; Metazoa; Arthropoda; Insecta; Hemiptera; Aphididae. Bases 359 to 946 code for a protein of 195 amino acids. The record is from RefSeq and is a predicted model, not a curated record.
GUAUACCUACCGGCACGUAUAUUAAUUUUCUAUUCGUUUUAUACGUGUCGAUGUAAGCGUUCGGAAGGCAUUCGUUUCGGACGUAGCGAUCGCGUUCAAACGUCCUCUCAUCAUACACGUCAUAUAUUAUUAUUAUUAUUAUUUUUAUCGUUUUAUAGACAGUUAAGAGGCACCUAUCGUAUUAUAACACCAUACACUGCAGUUGUCUUAAGGUGCGUCGACGGUUGUCACCGGCGUCUCGUCUCUACACAGUCGUUCCCGUUCACCGGUGUCGUUCGGUCAACACAAUAUAAUAUCAUAAUAAUUUAUUAUAAAGUAUCACAUUUUCGACGCGGUUUUUUGUGUUGACACAAGGAAAAUGUCACUUUCCACGUGCGGUUUAGCCGUUUUCGCGUGCGUCGCAAUAUUAGUAUUGCAGUCUGUAGUCGAUUCGACUAACGCUUUGCCGACCACAGAUCAAUCGCUGCAGUCAUCCACACCGCUGCCGCUGUCAUCGCGAGACAUCGAAGACGAAGUACUCGGCACGAGUGCCCUAACUACUACAGCAACCGAUGUAGUGGCUAAUGCUUAUGCGGUCAAGGAUACGUCUUUGGUGGACAGUGAAAAAGGCCACAUUAAGCCAUUAAAAAAAAAGAAACCUUUGGGCAAACACAAGAAGAAAAAGCAUUCGUUUAAGGAAAAAUUCUUGCCUCUCCUUUUAAUACCAUUUGUUAUUCAAACCAUGCUCAUACCGUUUUUCAUAAUGAAAUUGAAAUUGUUAGCUUUGAAAGCUAUGGCAGUGGGCAAGUUCGCAAUUCUGUUGAUCGCUUUUAAUAUGAUGCGUAAUUGGUCACAAAAUGCACACAGUACUUCGAUUCGUGGCUCAACUGGGGAUUCAUUGCUCAUGGCUCAAAAUUACGGUUUCAACGGUGUUCCGGAAUUCGGAGCAAUAUUUAAUGGCCGUUAGUAAUUGUCCAACAGACAGUUUUUCUAAUGCUUAAUAAUUUAUUAAAUUUAUAAUGUAAUGCUCUCUGCACAUGUUCGACGUAGUCGAACGUAGUGCUAUAACAUAAGACUAUUUAUGAACAAAAUCACCAAUGAUGUAUUAUAAAUUAUAUUAAUGAAUGUAAUAUCUCGUAAGGUACAUUACCUACAUUUUAUUAUAUAGUAUGUUAUCAUAUAUUAUGACUCAAAAUUAGAUUCAAUGUAUGUUAUUUUGUGCCUUAUAUAUUAUAAUAUUGUCAUAAGUACCAUAAGUUAUAACUAUUUUAUAAUAUUUUAUUUUCAUAUUGUAUGUUUAUUACCACCACGUAUAAUAGUCAGAUAACUAUCCACGUAAAUUUGGUAAAAUAAAAAUAUUGAAUAAGAAUAUAAUAAAAUAUUAUUUUGUUAACCUAAAAAAUACAAAUACAUUUAUUAAUAACAAUAAAUAUAAUUAGGAAGGUGUGCAUGUAUUUUUGUCAAAUUUAUAUUUAAAUACUGUCUUACUAUAAGGUAUAGAUAGUUAAUAUACGAUAUCUUUUUUUACGUAAUUUGUUAAAAAAAUAUACAUUUUGAAUCGAUUAGGGCCUAGCGUUUGUAAAAUAUAUACCUUCCUAGUAAGUUUAUAUUAUAUCCUAUAGUCAUUGUAACUGUUUAUGCUUAUAUUAUAUAGUUUAUUCCAAUAAAAAAGUAUAAUAAUUACAUAUAUUAUAAUAAUGACGCAAGGGUAAAUUAAUAAAAUUAAUUAUAUUUUAGAUAAAUAAUUAUUUAUAAUAUAAAAUUAUUACUCCUGUAUCGUUUUUAUACACACUUACAUUAGAUAAAUAGUUGAAUGUCAGCAGUUGUACAAAAACCAUUUUUAAGUAGUUAUAGCCUAUAGCAUAUAUGUUUACUUGGAACUAUUUAAGUUCAAAUGAUAUACUAAAAAUAUACCUAAAAUUAUAUACUAUAAAUUAAAAAUAUUAAAUGUUAUAAAUACAGAUCUUGGUUUUAAAAUUUAAAUUCAUUUUAACAAUCUGUUCUUAGAGUAUGGCUGGACUAAGGAUAUAAUGUAAAUAAAAGCUAAUUUAGUACCUAAAUGAACUACAUAUUAUAUAAAUUUGAAAAAUCUUUAUGCAUAAUACUACUGUAUAAAAAAAAAUUAAUAAAUAGGUAACUUUAAUAUCAAAUAAUAUAAUAAUUAAUGAAAUUGUCUAUAGACAAUAAGCUAUUUUAAGUAUUAUUAGUGUUCAACUUGUCAAUUUAUAUUAAAUAGAUUAUAGAAAACA